Molecule: messenger RNA, 9240 nt
Organism: Physeter macrocephalus (sperm whale)
Lineage: Eukaryota; Metazoa; Chordata; Mammalia; Artiodactyla; Physeteridae
Product: rho guanine nucleotide exchange factor 10-like protein
Exons: 22
Coding region: 1515-4595 (1026 amino acids)
Biological process (GO): positive regulation of stress fiber assembly; SREBP signaling pathway; actin cytoskeleton organization
Cellular component (GO): cytosol
Molecular function (GO): protein binding; guanyl-nucleotide exchange factor activity
Source: RefSeq, a predicted model, not a curated record
UGGGUGGGCGAGGUCAUGGGUGUCCGGGCUCCUCUGGCGGUGGGGUUUGGGGACUGAUCCCCAAAUGUGCCAGCUUGUUUCCCGGCCUGUGGCAGGUGGACCCCAUCUCUUCUGGGAAAUGUGGGCCUCUCCCUUCAGCAUCCCUGCCCUUGGUCUCUGUCGUGGCCUCCUUGGCCCCUUGCCUCCCGUGCUCACCUGGCCUCAUCUUUGAAUGCGCCUGUUCAUUCCCUUCUUUAUCCACGCACCUGUCUCUCCACCAGCCAACAUUUAUUGAACACCUACUAAGUGCCAUGCCCCGUGCUGGGUGCAGGGACACCAAGAUGAGUUAGGCAGUAUUGCCUGCAGGAGCACCUGGGACAGUACGGAGACAGGCAUGCAAGCAGGAGAUGACCAGCCGCAUGGUGGGGUGCCACGGUGGGAGCAUGGGGGAAGUGAGCGUGGGAUGCGGGAAUGAAAGGUCAGGGAAGGGCUGAGGGCAGAAGGAGAAGGGGACCCAGGUCCAUCAGGCCAGGGGACGGGGCAGGGAGCGGGUGCUCCGGGCAGAGGAGCCAGCAUGUCCAACGGUCCGGAGGUGGGAAGGUAUGAGACUUUCAAGAAGUGAUUUUCAUGAUGGUCAUCGUUUAUGGAGUGUCUUUUGUGUGCCAGGCACUCUCCUAAGAGCUUUACAGUUUCUCAUUUAAUACUUAUAAACACCAGACAGGGGCAGAGGACUGUCUUGUUCCCAUUUGGAGAUGGGGGAACAGGCACAGAGUGGUUCAGUGUCUCGCCUGGGGACACACAGGCGUGGAGGGGACGGAAGAGGCUUCCUCUGGCUGGAGUGAGGGCAGGGGUGAGAGAUCAGGGCCCUGUUAGCACAGGCAUUCAAGCCAGGGAGGACUUUGAGGCUCUGCAUCCUCUUGAAAUCUAUGUAUUUUACCCUCUCUGUGCCUCAGUUUCCUCAUCUGUACAAUGGGGCUAAUCUGGCAUCUGUCUCAGGGGGCUUUGGUGAGGAUGACCGAGUAGUAGUAGUACAUGGAAAGAGCCCAGCACAGCUCCUGACCCCUGUGUGGCAGGUGUUAUUCCUGGUGGCAGCCACAAAAAGGAGGUGUUUGGUGCUGGGACAGCAUCUUGCUGAUCUGGAUCCGAUCCUGGUUCCACGGCCUCCAGGCUGUGUGACCUUGCCCGCUUCUUCCCCUCCUGGACUGCCAGGUUCCUCAUCUGUGAAGUGGGUUUAACCCCACCACUGCAUAUACUUGAUUCAGCGCCAAACUUUUGGGGAAGCCCUACCCCCCGAUGAGGGAGGGGACGAUGGGCCGAGGAGCCAUUCCGAACUUGGAGUGGCCUGGAGAAGGGACAGGCUGGACAUGCUGGCUGGCUGGGAACUCUUCCUGGUCACCCUCCCCAUCCCCAGGCCAGCCGGGCGGCCAGCAGUCUCCCUCCCCACCCUGCCCGUUAGCCCAGAGCCUUUCCUAAAGCGACCCUCCCACCAGAGGCGUUAUUAAUAGCCACGGCAGGGCUCGAAUCACCAGCCAAGAAUGUUACCCAGUGGCGCAUGGGGGAAGAGGAAGCCGCGGGGCCAGCAGCUGGGGUGGGUGCGGAGUGAUGCCCGGGGUGUCAUGUGGGCCAGGCAGGAGGGCCUCCACCACCCCGACCCCCAUGCUGUCAUCCGCUGUCCCUCCUCCUCCUCCUCUUCUGUCUCCUGCUCAGGUGACUCGGAGGAGGAGGACAUGGGGCUCCUGGAGGUCAGCGUUACGGACAUCAAGCCCCCAGCCCCGGAGCUGGGCCCCAUGCCAGACGGCCUGAGCCCGCAGCAGGUGGUCCGGAGGCACAUCCUGGGCUCCAUCGUGCAAAGCGAAGGCAGCUAUGUGGAGUCUCUGAAGCGCGUACUCCAGGAUUACCGCAACCCCCUGAUGGAGAUGGAGCCCAAGGCGCUGAGUGCCCGCAAGUGCCAGGUGGUGUUCUUCCGCGUGAAGGAGAUCCUGCACUGCCACUCCAUGUUCCAGAUCGCGCUGUCCUCCCGCGUGGCCGAGUGGGACUCCACCGAGAAGAUUGGGGACCUCUUCGUGGCUUCGUUCUCCAAGUCCGUGGUGCUAGACGUGUACAGCGACUACGUGAACAACUUUACCAAUGCCAUGUCCAUCAUCAAGAAGGCCUGUCUCACCAAGCCCGCCUUCCUCGAGUUCCUCAAGCGGCGGCAGGUGUGUAGCCCCGACCGCGUCACGCUCUACGGGCUGAUGGUGAAGCCCAUCCAGAGGUUCCCGCAGUUCAUCCUCCUGCUUCAGGACAUGCUGAAGAACACCCCCAGGGGCCACCCGGACAGGCUCUCGCUGCAGCUGGCGCUCACGGAGCUGGAGACGCUGGCCGAGAAGCUCAACGAGCAGAAACGGCUGGCCGACCAGGUGGCCGAGAUCCAGCAGCUGACCAAGAGCGUCAGUGACCGCAGCAGCCUCAGCAAGCUUUUGACCUCAGGCCAGCGUCAGCUGCUCCUGUGUGAGACGCUGACGGAGACCGUGUACGGUGACCGCGGGCAGCUGAUCAAGUCCAAGGAGCGCAGGGUCUUCCUGCUCAACGACAUGCUGGUCUGCGCCAACAUCAACUUCAAGCCUGCCAACCACAGGGGCCAGCUGGAGAUCAGCAGCCUGGUGCCCUUGGGGCCCAAGUACGUGGUGAAGUGGAACACGGCGCUGCCCCAGGUGCAGGUGGUGGAGGUGGGCCAGGAGGGCGGCUCCUAUGACAAGGACAACGUACUCAUCCAGCACGCCGGUGCCAAGAAGGCCUCGGCUGCAGGCCAGGCCCAGAAUAAGGUGUACCUCGGGCCCCCGCGCCUCUUCCAGGAGCUGCAGGACCUGCAGAAGGACCUGGCUGUUGUGGAGCAGAUCACCCUCCUUGUCAGCACGCUGCACGGCACCUACCAGAACCUGAACAUGACCGUGGCUCAAGACUGGUGCCUGGCCCUGCAGAGGCUUAUGCGGGUGAAGGAGGAGGAGAUCCACUCGGCCAACAAGUGCCGCCUCAGGCUCCUGCUUCCCGGGAAACCCGACAAGUCCGGCCGCCCCAUCAGCUUCAUGGUGGUCUUCAUCACCCCCAACCCCCUGAGCAAGAUCUCCUGGGUCAACAGGUUGCACUUGGCCAAGAUCGGACUCCGGGAGGAGAACCAGCCGGGCUGGCUGUGUCCGGACGAGGACAAGAAGAGCAAAGCCCCAUUCUGGUGCCCAAUCCUGGCCUGCUGCAUCUCCGCCUUCUCUUCCCGGGGCCUCAGCCUGCAGCUUGGGGCCGUGGUCCACAGCCCUGUCAGCUGUCCCCUGCUGGGCUUCUCGGCCGUCAGCACCUCCCUUCCACAGGGCUACCUCUGGGUCGGUGGCGGGCAGGAGGGUGCAGGGGGCCAGGUCGAGAUCUUCUCCCUGAACCGGCCCGCGCCCCGCACGGUCAAGUCCUUCCCGCUGGUGGCCCCUGUGCUCUGCAUGGAGUACAUUCCGGAGCCGGAGGAGGAGGAGAGCAGAGACGGAGACAAGAAGUGCUCAGCUGCUGACGCCUCGUCUGGAGUGCACCCCACCGUCUGCCUCGGGCUCCAGGAUGGCAGCAUCCUGGUUUACAGCAGCGUGGACACGGGCACCCAGUGCCUGGCGACCUGCAGGAGCCCAGGCCUGCAGCCCGUUCUCUGCCUGCGACACAGCCCCUUCCACCUGUUUGCCGGCCUGCAGGAUGGGACCCUCGCCGCGUACCCCGGGACCAGCGGAGGCGUCCCCUGGGACCUGGAGAGCCCGCCCGUGUGCCUGACUGUGGGACCCGGGCCCGUCCGCACCCUGCUGAGCCUGGAGGACACCGUGUGGGCCAGCUGUGGGCCCCGGGUCACUGUCCUGGAUGCCACCAGCUUGCAGACUCAGAUUCUGACGGCAGCACGCCGGGCUGACUGGCUGCAGAUUCAGCAAAGCUUCGAGGCACACCAGGACGCGGCCGUGAGUGUGACACACAUGGUGAAGGCGGGCAGCGGUGUCUGGAUGGCCUUCUCCUCCGGCUCCUCCAUCCGCCUCUUUCACACGGAGACGCUGGAGCACCUGCAGGAGAUCAACAUCGCCACCAGGACCACCUUCCUGCUGCCAGUUACCCUUAAAGAAGAAAGGACAUUCGCUUUCAUGAGCAGCGAGGGCCGGAGAUCUGAGUCGGAGCUCGUAGGGCAGACCAGAGCCCGGAGUUACACAGGCCCUGCUGGAAUCCUGGCUCACGCCGCUUUCCGGCUCUGUGACGGGAGCAAGUGGAGAGCCUCUCGCACCUUCCGUCCCCGCCUCUCAGGGCAGGUGUGGGCCUUACCUGAGGUGGUGAGGACAGCGGCCCACGGUCCCCGGCUCCAGCGCGUGAUGGUGUCGUCCACCAUCGUUAUCUUCAUGGCAGUCCCUGCCCCUCAUUGCACUGGUCCCCUUCGGCCGUGCGUCUCCCCCCAGCCCUCCAGUCAGGGCCCCUCCCACCACGUCGGCACAGACAGAAGCCACCUGUCCGCUUGCCCGACCUCCCGGAGCUGGGGCCUGGACACGUCAGAGUGGAGGCUGAGCUUCCUGCGUUCAGGGCUUCCCGAAGGUCCCGAGAAGUUACUGUCCUGGGCCUCCUUCCCCCAGGCCUGACCUUUCCUAACACUGGGGAGCCCGGGCCCCUGCUGGCCGGGACACCGCGAGCCCGAGAGGAGCCAGCCCUGGGUGGAGGGGGGCAUCAAAUCCACCCUACACUGUGCCCUGGCAGAAGAACAGAGCAGGAUUCUUAAAUUCUUUAUUAGAGAUAUUUUUAAAAGGCUUUUAGGUAUUUUUUCUUCCCCCAUACCACCAAACGAACUAAUUGUGUAAUUACUAAUAAAUUUGUUCCUCCUCUAAGUGCGGAUUUUUAUAAGGGCAUGUUAAAAAUUCAUCACGCUUCCUUCCCCCGACCCCUUUCCUCCGCUCGCGUCCCCAACUGGUAUUAAUGCAUUUUUGAACCUAAACUCCCUCCUCCUCUUAACUAACUAGACAGGUCAUUAAUAAAAUGUUCUCUGAGAGCCUGAGCUUUUUAAAGUUGUACAUCUCCAGAUAGAUGGCUUGGGUGAGUUGAACACUGCUGCAUUAAGUCUCUGUGAUAAAAUAUUUAUCCACCAUUAGACUUUCUUUUUUUCCUUUCGUACUGUUUGUGAAGUGCCUUGCUCUUUUCCUCGAGGCAGAGUGGGAGGAGGAAGGGCCUCGGAAUGAGGUCUGCAGAUGAAGUCAUUUCUCCAUUCUGGCAUCUCUUUUGGUUUCUCGCUGCCUUCCUUUCAUUGGCCAGGUUUCUGCUGUCCCGUGGGGGCCGAGGGGAGGCAGGGGCAUCAGGAAAUGGUCUCCUGCUGGUCCUGAGGCCCCAGGGGCCCUGGAAAAGGAGGGGAGGCGUGUGAGAUGAAACAUUUGCCACUGUUCCCGCUCUUGGCUUUUAUUAUUUUUGUGGGUUUCUGGCUCUGAUGGAGCUGAUCUCAAGAGACUAGGUCCUUUUAAUAAUCACAAAUAUUGUCCUAAUAGCCUCCAUUUUUUGAUUAUAUAUUAUGGGCCAAGAGCUGUGCUCAACUGUGUGUAUAUAUUAUACUGUGUGUAUAGAUAUAUAUAUUUAUAUACAUACUCCCUAUGUAUAUAUACAUAUAUAAUAUUGCUAAUAAUCAUAAAAUUGAGCAAGGGACAUUUGUAAUACUCAUUGAACAACGAGAGACAGUGGCUUGAUUCACGCAGCUGGUAAGUGACAGCAACACCUGUGUCCUCACUCACUUCUCUGCUUUCAUUCAUUCAUUCUCUCAUUCACCCAUUUACUCACAGGUCCCUUUUAAAAAUAUUUAUUGAGGUACAGUUGAUUUACAAUAUAAGUUUCCGGUGUACAACAUAGUGAUUCACAAUAUUUAAAGGUUAUACCCCAUUUAUAGUUGCUGUGACAUAUUGGCUAUAUUCCGUGUGUUGUACAAUAUAUCCUUGUAGCAUAUUUAUUUUAUAUCUGGUAGUUAGUACCUUCUAAUCCCCUACCUCUGUCCUGCCCCUCCCCCGGUCCCGCUCCCUACUGGAAACCGCUAGUUUGUUCUCUAGAUCUGAACUCACGGGUCCCUUUCGAGUGUCUCCCAUGAACCAGGGUAUUCGGCCAGGAGCUGGGGAAUCAACUUUGAGACACAGAUAAGCUGCUGCCCUCAGGAAGCGUACCCUUGGGAAGGCAAACAGUAAAUGAGCAAAGGGAGAAAUAGAGGAAUUACAGACCUUGAGCAGAACCAAGAAGAGAAGACAGGUGGUGACGUGAGAGGGCUCACAGCCCGAGCCUCCUGCACCUCCUGAUUUCACGAGGGCUGGGAGCGCCCACGGUUGGACUGUCCUCUGAGGCCGUCCUAGUAGUUGGGAGCCUACGCUCUCCGAGCCGAUGAGGAUGUGGGGAAGAGUCCCAGCGCCCCAAAACCCAGAUACUGUUUGUGAAAUAGCCCCUGACACACUGGCUUUUUUCCCACUGUGGUUUCCAUUUCCACAUUGAAUCCGCACUAUGAAUAAGACCCGCUGAGUUUGCCUCACGUCGGCAGACUCAUAUAUCCCCCUGCCUGCUGACAGCUCCGCUUGGGUAUCUAACAUGCAUCUCAAACGACCGCCAGUAUUGAACUUGGACUUCUGCCCCAAGCCUGCUCCUCCUUGGUCUCGGUCCACAGCACUGCCAUGCACCCAGCUGCUUGAGACACAAAGCUCUGAGCUGUCCUUGAUUCCUCUCCCCUCCCCACUCCCCUUCAGUCUGUCAGCAGGUCUGUCUCUAACCUGUUGGUUUCUCACCAUCUCCCUGCCACCACUGUGUCUCGGAUGCUACCAUCCCUGCCUUGCUGGUCUCCUUGCUCCCCCCAUCACCCCAGUCCUCCGUCUCGUUGCAGCUAAAAUGCUCCUCUAAAAUCCGGGUGCAUCACUCCUCUGCUUAGAGCUGCCAGCGGCUCCUCAUCACGCUCGGAAUGAACAGUCAAACCCUAGCCCUGGCCCAUCCACUCUUCUGACCCUCCCCCCGUCGCCUUGCAGAGCCCUCAUCCCCGAGCUGCACUGGCUCGGUCCUCCACAGACUGCGAGCUCAUCUCGUCACAGGGCCUUUGCAUGUGCCGCCUCCAGGGCUUUUGCUUGGGUCUUGGCUUGGCUGCCGCCUCCUUGUCAUUGGAUGCAGCCUCCCCAUCCCCCCAGGAAGCAGAGUAAAGGCACAAAACCCCGGCACUCUCCCACCCACCCUCUGCCUCACUGCCCUGUUUCACUCCUCUGCCUAGUAGCUAUAUUCCUUGUUUCUGCUUUCUUUUCCUCUUUCCCCUCCCAGGGCUGCCUUAAUACGGUAGCUACCAUUAAAAUUAAAAUUAAAAGAAAUUACAAACUCAGCCCCUCAGUCCCACUAGCCACAUUUCAAGUGUCAGUAGCCAUAUGUGGCUAAUGGUUACCGAAUUGGACAGUGUGGUAGAGAACCUUUUCAUUAUUGUAGAAAGUUCUAGAAUGUUUUUGCUCCUUAGGAGCAGAACUUUGUGUGUGUGGUUCCCCCUGUGCCUCCAGCACCGAGUGCAGCGUCCUGCACACAGUAGGUCCUGGGGAUGUGCUGGGGUGCCGAGUGAAUGGAUGGGUGACAGUAUAGACCAGUGUGUUAGGAAGUGCUGUGUGAACCCCAAGAUAGUAACCUUGCUUCUGGGUGACCAUGGAGCCACACCAUUCUGCUCUGAGACUCUGCUCUGCAGAGGAAGCCCAUACACCUACAGGUAUGGAACUCAAGUAAUUUGCUCAAGAGUAGAGAGGCAGUGAAAGCAUCAGGCUGUAAGAAGCGGCAGACCUGAGCUCUGCCUCUCCCCACUCCCCACCCCCCACUCAUCAUCUGGGUGACCUCUUUGGACCUUAAUAUCCUUGUCUGGAAAAUGGGCACAGCAUCCGGGUCUUGCAUACCUCCCAGCUGUUGCAAGGCUUACGUCAGGCUAGGGCAGGUAUGCGAAGUGCUUUGGAAACUGCAAAGCCGUAUUUCUCAAAGCGUGGUCCCGGGCCCGGCAGCAUCGGUGUCACCUGGGAACUUGCGGGAAAUGCAGUUUUGGGGGCUCACCUCUGGGGUUGGCCCCGCAGUUAUCAGCCCUCCUGGUGGUGCUGAUGCAUGCCCAGCUUGAGAACCCCCCGUUCUAAGCAUCACUUCACGUCAUGGCAUGACUUUGAAUUUGAGGAGAGAAUAAUCCUGUCCUUGGGCGGAAGAAUUCAGGCCAGAAGUGAGACGGCCCUUUGGAGGGGCAGGAGUGGGCUCCCAGCCCCCCCCUCAUGCCCAUUCCCGUUGACGGGAAUUGUUAGCAAUGGAACAGCAGCGAGGAGGGCAGGCGGCCCCUACCUGUGAGUGCCACGCACCAGCCACUGGAUUGUGUGAUUUACAGGCAUUGGCUCAUUUACUCCUCAGGACCAGGCUUUGAAAUAACAUCAUUGUCGCCUUUUGCAAGUGAGGGAACCAUGCCACAGACAGGUUUUGUUUCUGGCCCCGGGACAUGGAGCCAGGAAGUAGCAGAGCCAGGGUGUGACCCCAGCGCCUGGCCCCGCAGCUCGCAGCCACGGUGCUGUGCUGUUGGGCUGCAUCCUCCGUGUGAAGAGGAGAGGGACCCGCCCUCCCCGCUCUUGCUGUUCUCACUCAAAGGAAGACGCAGCCCCGGGGAGGGCCGGGUAAGAGCUAAUCUGGACUGGCAUCAGAAACAUGCUAGUUCCUGGCGCUGAGUGCCCGUUUCACUGUUGGGCCCGGGGACUGCAGGGUACACUGCCCUCGCCAGAGGAAGGGCCCACGUGGGCAAGAUGUUAAGCCCGGGCUGGAAGCCAAGGGGCUGCUACAGACUGCCACCUCACCUGGACCCCCUCCCCAUGCAUCCCGUCUGCACCAUCUGCUUCACCCUCAAACCCCCACUUUCCCAGGCCUCCCUUCACUCCCCAGCUGGCCAGCUGUGUCCCUGGCAUGGGCGGCCCUUAGCGCACACCUUGUGCCAGAUAAGCCAGCCAUGCUCACACGGGCCGGUACCGUGGCCUUCCCUCAUAGCAUCCUCAAGGCAGCCCCGCUUUACAUGGGAGGAGACUGAGGCUGCGUCGGGGGGGCACUCAGCUGGGGGACCCAGGGGCCAGACCCCAGCCAGGUUAGCCUCCCAAGCCCCAUAUCUUAAUCACAACCCUGUCCAGCUUCUUGCUUAUCUCAGGAGAGGAGCCCAGACUGUGCCAUUUUCUCACCUGCAGUGGCCCCCAUCCACUGCCCCCACCCCCCCCACCAAGAGGAUGUACUGCUCAUGCUGGCUUC